This is a messenger RNA of Nerophis ophidion (straightnose pipefish), 4036 nucleotides long. RefSeq names its product caspase-8-like. NCBI's taxonomy places the organism in Eukaryota, Metazoa, Chordata, Actinopteri, Syngnathiformes, Syngnathidae. The coding region runs from base 1123 to 2340 and encodes 405 amino acids. The record is from RefSeq and is a predicted model, not a curated record. Gene Ontology annotation, biological process: proteolysis; regulation of apoptotic process. Gene Ontology annotation, molecular function: cysteine-type endopeptidase activity. The transcript is spliced from 12 exons.
GCGGACCCAACAAAGCAACCAAGAGAGGUCGGCCAGUGUCCAGUCCGCAUGGAUGAGCGAGGAUGCGUCCAAGGAGACCGACGACUUCCUCAUUCAGCCAAGACACAAGGGGAGACCUGGUCGGGAAUCCUGAUGAGGUUUUGGGACAUCUCCUACAACUACUGGACCAAUAUUGUGCUGUUGAAGCAAAACCGUUUUUAAAUUAUUGUAGGUAAGGGUCUCCUAUGGCAUUUUAGCGGAAACAUUUUUUUGAAAAAUAUAAUUUUUUUUCUCUAUUUUCGGGUUCUGUUGGGACUCCUGAUGAGGUUUUGAGACAUCUCCUACAACUACAGGACCAGUAUUGUGCUGUUGAAGCAAGACCGUUUUUAAAUUGUUGUAGGUUUUGUUGGGACUCCUGAUGAGGUUUUGAGACAUCUCCUACAACUACAGGACCAGUAUUGUGCUGUUGAAGCAAGACCGUUUUUAAAUUGUUGUAGGUUUUUUUGGGACUCCUGAUGAGGUUUUGAGACAUCUCCUACAACUACAGGACCAGUAUUGUGCUGUUGAAGCAAGACCGUUUUUAGAUUGUUGGAGGGUUUCCAUAGAGAGACUACCGACAGACUUCGACCCCCGCGUGCGACUUUGUGUGAGAAACGGCGACAGCGGAGGAUGCAUGUGCACGCACGAGCCAGUCUGCCCCACAACAAGAGCAUAGAGGAAAAAUAAGUGGCAGGUGGGGUGCAGCCGAGCGAGAACACACCUGAUGUAAACAUGGAGCCGAGUCCCCGGCUGCAGGGCGAGGAAGGACCAGGAGCAGUUGAGUACGUUAGUCACGUAAAGGCGGCAGCUGAAGUUCUCGUUGUCCGGAAUAUCCAGCUUCUCAUACCCUGGCCCUGAGGAACUCAGCACUUGGAGCUGCAACAGACGGGUGGGUGACAUCCAGCAUUCUUUGUUCGGAAAGGAUUUGUUCCUGUGAAAGGAACUUGGAAGGCUACAGGAUAACAAAACAUUUUGGACCAUUCCACGCUCCCAAAACUGUGGGAACAUUUUGGAGCGGGCAAAGCAAGGUCCAUACAGAGUCUGAUGUGGAUGAACUUGACUGGCCUGCUCAGAGUCCUGACCUGAACACCUUUGGGAUGCAUUAUGUCCAGCAUGUCAGCCAAAGACACAAUGCGAAACAGAAAAGUAUUCAUCCAGACGACGUUGUGCGGGGACUACAGGUUGAUCCUCAACAAAGUUCUGGAGAACAAACUUGUGACGACCCGCGAGUACAACAAUCUUAAAUCCAUCUGCAAAGAGGACGUCGAAGGCCAUGUGGUGGAACUUGUGGAUAAAAUCGUCAACAAGGGAGAAGACACCUGCCAAGCUUUCCUGAGUCUCCUGCAAACGGAUGAAGACCUUCAGACCACUUUUCCGGAGCUGAGGACCUUCACCUUCCCUAAAAAGACCAUCAGAGCUCCGUGCUCGGAACAUGUCCUACCGGCGAGUAAGAAGAAGAAGGUGAGUUGUGCUGUUGGGCCAUAUGAGUCCUCUUCUUGUGGUACAUUGGAAUACCAACGUUUGAACGAUGAGCCGUACCAAAUAACAAGCUGUCCCGUUGGCGUCUGUUUGAUAAUAAACAACCUGAAUUUCCAAGACGGCACCCAAAGAACUGGAUCUGACCGAGAUGCUCAUUGUUUGGCGGAGGUGUUCAGCUGGCUCGGCUUCCGAGUGCUGAUGUGUGAAGACCAGACCAAGCAACAGAUGGAAGACACACUGGAGUUCUUUAGCUCUCUGAACGAAGCCGCGAAACCCCAGGAUUUGGACGUCCAGGAGUUCCGCGACAGCGCUUUCGUCGUUCCUCAGGACGCCCCCAACCACGGCGACGUCUUUGUCUGCUGCGUCCUCAGUCAUGGAGCGAAGGGUGUCGUCUGUGGGGUUGAUUUCCAAACGGUACCCAUUAAAAAAAUAACUAGAACUUUCAAGGCAAGGCCCCGGUCGCCUCUUACUGGCAGACCCAAGGUGUUUUUGAUCCAGGCAUGCCAGGGGAAGCUCCCACACCGUGGUGUGUCAUUACCCCAACACCUGACUGAUGACUCUCAGUCCAUCCCCGAGGAAGCCGACGUCCUCGUUGCUGUGGCAACUGUUGAGGACUACAAAGCCAUGAGACAUACAACGGAUGGCAGCUGGUUUAUCCAAUCGGUGUGUCGGCACCUGAAGGAGGGCUGUCCCAGGGGUGAAGACAUGGUCACCAUCCUUCACCGUGUCAAUGACCAAGUAAGUCGAAAGGAGGCCUCCCAGACGGCGGGUGAAUCAAAACAGAUGCCAGAGGUUCGAUUCACUCUGAGGAAGACACUCGUGUUGUCGCCCCAGCACGACUGAAAGGCAAUUACUAAUUUUUGGGGGGUGUAGCUUUGCUCCUUUGACUAACAUGUGCUUUUAUUUUAUUUCAUGGUGUUUUGUUUGAUGCACUAUAUUGCCAAAGGUGUUUGGCCACCCAUCAAAAUGAGGAGAAUCAGGUGUCCUAUAAGAUCAAGCACUUAGGCAAGAAUGGGCCGCUCUCAGUGAUUUCCAGCUUGGAACUGUCAUACCUGUGCAACAUCUCCAGUCGGGAAAUGUAACUUUAACUUUGUUAUGAUAAAGUGAAGAUUUUGGGAACAACAGCAACUCAGCAACCAAGAGGUAGGCCAUGUAAACUGACAGAGAAGGGUCAGCGGUUUCCCGGAGCAUUUAAAGUUCCUUUCCUGAAAAACCGACCCCACACCAUAAUUCCUCCUCCACCAAAAUGUCACACUUGGCACAAUGCAGUCCGAAAUGUAGCGUUGUCCUGGCAACCUCCAAACCCAGACUGGUCCAACAGAUUUCCAUAUGGAAAAGGGUGAUUCUGCAUCCCACGCUUUAAAUAAAUAAAUGAUAAAUGGGUUGUACUUGUAUAGCGCUUUUCUACCUUCAAGGUACUCAAAGCGCUUUGACACUACUUCCACAUUUACCCAUUCACACACUGAUGGAGGGAGCUGCCAUGCAAGGCGCCAACCAGCACCCAUCAGGAGCAAGGGUGAAGUGUCUUGCUCAGGACACAACGGACGUGACGAGGUUGGUACUAGGUGGGGAUUGAACCAAUGACCCUCGGGUUGCGCACGGCCACUCUCCCACUGCGCCACGCCGUUGGACUCUGUAAUGUAUGGCUUAGACAAAGCCACACGGCCAUGGAAACACAUUACAUGAAGCUCUCUGUGUACUGUACGUGGGCUAAUUGAAAAGGUCGUGUGAAAUUUGGAGCUCUGCAGCAACUGACUGUGCGCUUCAGUAUCCGCUGACCCCCUCUCUGUCAGUUUACGUGGCCUACCACUUGGUGGCUGAGUUGCUGUUGUUCCCAAAAUCUUCACUUUUAUUAUAACGAAGUUAAAGUUACAUUUCCUGACUGGAUAUGUUGCAGUGGCCUAGUGGUUAGAGUGUCCGCCCUGAGAUCGGUAGGUUGUGAGUUCAAACCCCGGCCGAGUCAUACCAAAGACUCCAUCCAUCCAUCCAUUUUCUACCGCUUGUUCCCUUUCAGGGUCGCGGGGGGCGCUGGCGCCUAUCUCAGCUACAAUCGGGCGGAAGGCAGGGUACACCCUGGACAAGUCGCCACCUCAUCGCAGGGCUACCAAAGACUCAAGGGUUGGAAUUGAGGGUUAAAUCACCAUAAGUGAUUCCAGGGCGCGGCACCGCUGCAGCCCACUGCUCCCCUCACUUCCCAGGGGGUGAUCAAGGGGAUGGGUCAAAUGCAGAGGACAAAUUUCACCGCACCUAGUGUGUGUGUGACAAUCUUUGGUACUUUACGUGGCCUACCACUUGGUGGCUGAGUUGCUGUUGUUCCCGAAAUCUUCCAUUUUCUUAUAAUAAAGUCGACAGUUGACUUUGGAAUAUUUAGGGGCGAGGAAAUUUCACGACUGGAUUUGUUGCACUGGUGGCGUCCUAGGACAGCUGCACGCUGGAAAUCACUGAAAGCGGCCCAUUCUUUCACAAAUGUUUGUAGAAACAGUCUCCAUGCCUAAGUGCUUGAUUUUAUACACCUGUGGUGAUUAGGACACUGAUUCUG